Messenger RNA from Caenorhabditis bovis, 423 nucleotides. NCBI's taxonomy places the organism in Eukaryota, Metazoa, Nematoda, Chromadorea, Rhabditida, Rhabditidae. The record is from the annotation of a GenBank genome assembly.
AUGAAGCUUACAUUGGCCACUAUUGUGGUCCUCAUUGGCUUCGCGCUCGCAAUGCGUAAGCAAGGUGUCGCUGUCAAAGGCGUCCUCAAGUGCGGCAAUGCGUUCGCCAAUAACACUAAAGUCAGAAUUGUCGAUAUUGACACUGGACCGGAUCCGGAUGACACCCUUGAUGAGAAGAGAACUGGCGAAGAUGGAGCUUUCGCGUUGACUGGAAGCACCCAUGAGUUGACCUCAAUCGAUCCUGUGCUUUACAUUUGGCAUGAGUGUCGAGACGAGCAGACGCCAUGCUCACGUAAGAUCAAAUUCACCAUUCCAAAGAAGUUCAUCCAUGGCGGCACCCCAACUGCAGAACAAUGGAUUGACAUUGGAGUUAUCAACUUGGAAGGCUCAUUCGACAACGAGGGACGCGAAUGCGUUAAUUAA